This is a messenger RNA of Stegodyphus dumicola, 3045 nucleotides long. RefSeq names its product zinc finger protein with KRAB and SCAN domains 5-like. Lineage: Eukaryota; Metazoa; Arthropoda; Arachnida; Araneae; Eresidae. The record is from RefSeq and is a predicted model, not a curated record.
AUGGGCAGAAGAUCCAUCAUUGUAUUGGAAAUUCUUAUAGGAAGAAGUAAACUCUUUCUCGUUUCAAGAGAAAAGUCAGUUCAUCCUUUGCUUUUGAAAGGACAUUUAACAAGAGUUUCUAAUCCGUGUAGGCAACAUCAGUCUUUUGAAGGAAACACAGCUAUAGAGCAUUUUGAAGUGAUCAGGAAAUCACAUUUGGCAGCAAAUCUUCCUGUGAGACUCUUUGUUUGUGGAUUUUGUAUGAAACAGUUUCAGCAUGAAGUUCAUCUGGAACAACAUCUCUGUAUCCAUAUUGGUGACAAACCUUUUAAAUCUUUGUUUUCACAUCAAAAGAAUGAGCCACCUAAGAGUCAUUUUCGGAAUGUAAAGUAUGCAGCUAAUGAUUUUUCAAAGGAUAAAAUCAAAAAUCCAAAACGUUUGUGUUGUAAAGGACUUUAUGUGAGUAAUCAAAAGACAUUUUCUCUUCUGCACAAGAAUGGUCCAAUUUUGCAUGCACAGACAGUUCGCUUGGUAAGGCCUCUUCAGAAAAGUGAUCAUGUGUCAGAAGAAAACGCCGAAGGAAGUGUGAUCUGGUGCCGCAGUGAAGUUUUCUCGCAAGUGAUAUCCAUACCCAAGUUGGUACCAGUAUUAAAGGAAUCUUCAAAUUGGAAUUAUCACAUUGUGCACGCUGCUGGUAUCUUCAAUCAGCAGAAAGAGGAUCCAUGUUCCAGCAAUACCUCAGUUCUUAGUCCACCUAGAGAGUAUGAUUCUUUUUCAAGAGAAAAGCCUGGAGUAAAUCCUAGAGGGAAUAGAGGAUCACGUUUGCAAGCAUGUCUCUCUGUAAAACGUUUUACUUGUGGAUUUUGUGCAAAAGGGUUUCACCAUAAAGUUCAUAUGGAACAACAUCUCCGUGUUCAUACUGGUGAAAAGCCUUUUAAAUGUGGAUUAUGUUUACAAAGUUUUAAACAUAAUCAAUCCUUGAAAUAUCAUAUAUUUAUGAGUCAUGAGCCAUAUGUUUAAACAACUACUCACCAUAUCCAUUUGCUAAAAAAAGGGAAUUUCUGUUUUUUAAUUAUUUUUAUUUAUUUAUUUUCUAAAUAAAAAAUAAAAUAUUUAGUAUAUGCUUUGAAAUUCAUGUAAUGGCUGUCUCGUAUGUAAUAAAAAAAAGGUUUUGAAAUAUUAUGCAUUAAAAAAUUCCAAGAAUAAAACAACAUAUGCCAUUUAUUUUAUUAGUUCUUGUUUUAAAAAGAAAUACUAUCUCCUGUCACUUAUGACUUUGAAGGGACUGAUUAAGGAAAGGAUAAAGGAGAGAGAACUGUGUUCUGAAAUAUAAAUGUGAUAUACACAUGCAUUACUCAUCUUCACAUCUUAGGUAUUUUCUGAUAAUCUGCCCCCCAACAUACACACAUGAAAAAGUCACAAACUCAUUAGUGACUUUAUAUAGAAUUUGUAAAUUCUUUGGUGUCUAAUUUUUUGCCAAGCUGAUGUGCUAAGUUAGCAUCAUUUUUCAAAAUGAUGAUGCAUUAAGAAUUCCAUACAAGAGCAGUUAAUCAAUAAAAUUAAAAUAAAUAUGAAUAAAAUUUCUGUUUUUCGAGAAAUUCUUCUUAUUUGUAUUGUUGUUCCCCCUGUUUUCACUUAAAAAAGACUUGCUUAAACUUGACACUUCACUUUGGCCUUGCACAUCAGCCAAAAAACGUAUAGCUGGGAUUCCACAUAAAAACUGUUUGGUAACGUGGAUUGCCACAUAACUAUUUUGGCAAUAUACUGCUUAGUAUUAUGAAAACUUUUCCCCAACUUUUCGGUUGGGGGAGUGCAGAUAACUAGAAAGUAUCUACAUUGUAAAUAGGAAGUUUUUGUAUAUUAUUGGUACCUUUAUUGUUAUAUUUUAUUAUAUUAUUGAUACCAAUUAUGUAUUUUAGAAAGUGUUGUCAGUGUUAGCUUGCUUUUGUUUAAGGUGCAUGUAAAAAGCUACCUUUGUAUUUCUUUAAAGUGUGCCAUUCCUAAUUGUGUUCCAUUAGUAUUUUGAAGAUAGUAUUCUCAGUUUUCCUAAUGCUUUCAGUUCAUUUGUAAAGCAUGGAACACAUUUGAUAGCAAUUUUAUUUUCAUCAUCAUUAUUGUAUUUUCUUUGGUUACCAUAUCAUCACAGUUAGCUUCUAUAUUCUUUAAUUCAGCUUUUCGUAGGUUUUCCAUGGACUUCAAGAAAAUCUUUAAAAGCAAUUAUACAGUGAGUCCCAAUGAUCCUUCUUUAUGAUUGCUAAAUCUGAGUUAGUUUUACUAUCUUCUGUGCUUUGCUCACCAUUCAAAUUCAGACUUUCUUAACAGUAUGAACUCAUUUAGGAUAUAACAUUAUGCCAGGCUGUAGUCUGCUUCUGAUGACUUCCAUCUUAACAUCAGGAGCUUAUUCAGAAAUCUGGAAUGUAGGUUUUCAGUUUUCAAGAUAGAAUUUUAUUAUACAGAAUUGAAAUAAAAUGUAUUUGAUUUUUUUGCAUUUUUUAAUGCAGUUUAACUAAAAAUGGGAAAAAAGAAAUUCUGCAUCUUUUGCUCAUUUGAAAAACCCAGGAUGUGCGUAAUUUCUAGGCCUGAAAAAAAGAGAGCUUGAAUUUAGUUAAGUGGAUGUAUAGUAACCCUGUUGUAAACUAAUAACCAAUGUUGUGUAUUUCUGUAUAAUGUAAUUGCAUUGUUUGUACUUUUACCUUGAAUUUCUAAUUUUAUAUACUGUAUGUAGUUCAGUGUAUGACGGAUUCUUAGCAAAGCAUACAAGAAGGUAAUCUGUUGUAUGCUUUUUUAAUUUUUGUGGCUUUAUAUAGCUAACAGUGUGCAUCAAGUGUAAAAGCAGUUAUUAAAAUGUACUUUUUGUAAUGUUUUGAGUUAUUAAGAAACACCUGUUAUUAAUUGAAUAUUUUAAAUAAUGGCUUAGUGUUUUAAUUCUUCUCAUUUAGUUAUUUAUUGACUAAAAACUGUUAUACAUUUGUGUAAAUGUAAAUUUUUUAACAAAAAACUAUCAUAGUAUGCAUUUUUAGCAUUGAUUUAAGUUAUAAUUAAGAAGCUUUUAAGUAUAAUUUUAAA